UUGUACGAAACACAUGUACUGCCUAAAAAGUCUGCAGCAUGUAAACAAUGGUUUGUUAUAUAAAAAGAAGAAAUUUCCAGUGGUAGGUACAUCACCAGCUCAGUCAGCUCAGUCAACUGUUACAACCUGAAGAAGAUCAGUUUGCAUAAUUUCAAGAUCAUGACAACAAGCAUGCAGCUAUAUACCUUUGAACUGCUACUUGCAGUACUACUAUUCACUGCCAUCCCAGUAAGCAGCCAAGUGGAAGGGUCUCCCGAACAAACAUGCUUCAGAUGGAGAGGAGAUUUCAGAAACUGCAUGUGUGGUCAAAUGAGACGAGACAGUGAGGUGCACUGUCAUGAUGACAAAACCUACUACCAACCAAUUCUAUCUCAAGACUUACGAGCAUGCCCCUUUAGGUGUGAAAAUGGUGGCAUUUUCAAUCACCAAAAAAAGCGAUGCGAUUGUCCUGAAGGAUUUUUCGGCCUCUGCUGCAAUACAGAAUCUCGAUACGGCAUAUGUGGCGAAGUACUACUGAAAGCUGAAGGUGUGAUACGAUCCAUUGGAUUCCCCUCUCCUUACCCCUCAGACCAGAGGUGUGUCUGGAAAAUAAUCACCGACCCUGAACGAAGAAUCGCUCUGAGUGUUAAAGAUAACGCCUUUGACAUUGAGCAAGGUUCAGAUUAUCGCAGUUGCAGCCACGACAAGCUGGACAUUUUUGACAGCGAGAAUAGAGAUGGACUGAAAAUUGGAUCGUUUUGUGGAAAAGGGAUGAGGAAGCUCGAAACAGUAUACAGCACCCAAAACCAUUUGUACAUAGAAUUUGUGUCUGAAACAUCAGAUAAGAAUCAAACUAAAGAAGGAUUCGAACUUCAUUACACCACCUUUCUUGAAGGCAAAAAAUGCGGACCAAGAACACACUACAACUUGGAAACAGGAAUAAUCACUUCUCCAAACUACCCAGUUAAUUAUAAAGAACAAGACAAGUGUGAAUAUGAGAUUCAAGCUCUCCCCGAUCAUGACAUCCAAGUAACAAUUCUUGAGAUAAACAUGCCAGCACGGGCAGACUGCUCAGUUGGAGAUAAAAUUACAUUAUCGAAAAAAGGAAACGAUCCAGAGAUGGCAAAAGAAGUGUUAACGAUGUUUUGCGGCACUGAGCCACACCCAAGUUUCACAGUAAAAAAUCCCAGUAGUGUAAUUCUAGAAUUCACUUCUGACAGCAGGGUAGGAGGUACAUUCAAAUUGAGAUACAACCAAAUACCAUCAGCAGCCUCAACAAUAGAAGUAAUAACAUAAUCAACUUAUAAUCACUCCUUUUUAUCCUCAUUUUUGAAUCACUCCGCAUACACCGCUGUGCAGUGCAAUGCAGAGAACUUUGAAAUGGCUCAUUUUUCACUAUAGAUAUUGAAUUACCCAAUCCUCCCAUACAUGCCAUAUAUUAAUGUUGAAUUAUUAUCAUGCUAUUUCA
Messenger RNA from Halichondria panicea, 1447 nucleotides. RefSeq names its product tolloid-like protein 1. The record is from RefSeq and is a predicted model, not a curated record. The transcript is spliced from 3 exons. The coding region runs from base 160 to 1275 and encodes 371 amino acids. NCBI's taxonomy places the organism in Eukaryota, Metazoa, Porifera, Demospongiae, Suberitida, Halichondriidae.